AUGACAGGUAGUACUACGACGACAACAACAGAAACAACAACGACACAGCGCAUCGGGGCCAACGUUCCAGCUCCAGACGGAAAUGGCCCCGCUACGCCGAAUGAUCAAGACUAUAUUUCCAAGUACGCCGUGGAGCGAGAGAAGAGACUGGGUCGAGGUGGCCUGAAGCAGUAUAUCGACCCAAAGCAGUCUGCAAAACUGCAGCAUUUGCUCAUUGAUCCGUGGGUGGAAGCUGCCACGCCGGUACAGCAGGUGGUAUCCAAUGGGGGCCAUCGCAAAGCAGUGAUUGUUGGUGCUGGGUUUGGGGGCAUUCUCUUCGCAGUCCAGCUCAUCAAGAAGGGGUUUAAGAAAGAGGAUAUUGUCAUCGUGGAUCCAGCCGGGGGCUUUGGUGGAACAUGGUACUGGAAUCGCUAUCCUGGCUUAAUGUGCGAUGUCGAGGCCUACCUGUACAUGCCGCUUUUGGAGGAGAUGGACUACAUGCCCAAGCACAAGUAUGCCUGUGGGGAGGAACUUCGUGCAUACGCUGAGAGCAUUUGCCACAAGUAUGGACUGUACAGCACUGCGAUGUUUCAGUCUUCCGUUGACCGAGCCUGCUGGAAUCAGGAGACCAAUCGUUGGAACCUCGAGCUCACGCAGAGACCCAAAGGAUGUCCGGAGUCUAGACUCGAUAUCAGCACGGAUUUUCUCAUCCUUGCGAGCGGCAUUCUCUCCAAUGUCAAAGUGCCGAAUACUGCAGGGAGCGAAACGUUUCAAGGCCACAUGUUCCAUACGGCGCGAUGGAACUAUGAUGUGACAGGUGGGAGCUCAGCACUGCCAGCCAUGACCAAGCUCAAGGAUAAAAGGGUUGCAAUCAUCGGGACCGGGGCAACUGCGAUACAGGCCGUGCCACAGUUGGCGAAAUGGUCAAAGGAACUGUACGUGUUCCAGCGUACGCCGUCAGCCGUUGAUGCCAGGAACAACCGAGAGACUGACCCAGAAACCUGGAAGACGAAAGUCGCCACAGGGCCGGGCUGGCAGAGAGCCCGCAACAUGAACUACUUUGGUUUUGUGGGAAAUGCGCAGUCAAAGCCGGAGAUUGACUUGGUGGAUGAUGGUUGGACCCAUGCGCCGUCCUUUAGUGCUUUGGUUGGGGGUCCCUCAUACAAUGUGAAUGUCGACAGCAUGGACGCACAUGUACGUCAAAUGCAUGCUCUCGACAGAUCACGUGCCGAGAAAGUGCGGAGGCGGGCGGAGCUCAUUGUGAAGGAUCCUGAAGUCGCAAUGAAGUUGCAGGCGUGGUAUCCCAUCUGGUGCAAACGACCGACCUUUCAUGACGACUAUCUGCCGUGUUUUAAUCAGAACAACGUCACCCUGGUCGACACCGAUGGUCGUGGGGUGACUCGUAUCACACCCAAUGGCGUAGAGUUCGAUGGACGAGAGUACCAAGUGGAUGUCCUCGUAUGGAGCACAGGAUUCACGUCGCCAGGCGUGGGAACGGCAGCAUCUCGUGCUGAUAUCAAGCUGACGGGUCGCAAUGGCAAAUCGCUGGAUCAGCACUAUCAGGGGGGCAUGUCGACCCUGCAUGGAGUCAUGAGCAGAGAGUUCCCUAAUCUCUUCUGGCCCGGGCCGUUCCAAACAGGCGCAUCUCCCAACCAAGUGUUCUUGCUGGAGCUUCUCAGUGCUCACGUUGCGUACAUGAUCGCGGAGGCCACCAGGAGGGUGGGAGGCACACCGCUAAUCCAACCGACCAAGGAGGGCGAAGAAGCGUGGGCGGCGAAGUGUAUGAGCGGGGCUAGUACAUUCGCGGCGCUGUCCAAUUGCACGCCUAGCUAUCUGAACAAGGAGGGCGAAGCGGGUAUGGCAUCCCCAGAAGAGCAGGUGAAGGCGGCGAGGCUUGUGCCGUGGAGUCGAGGCAUCGCGGACUUCACGCGGGUGAUCGAGGCAUGGCAGGCUGACGGGAAGCUCGACGGGCUGGAGGUGGCUGCUCAGGCGUGACGUGAGAGCGGCGCGUCAUGGAGUGCUGCAGUGGUGAGGGUGAGGUUGAGGGUGAAGAGAGCAGGUCGAAGCUGCUUAUGAGAGCAAUCAAUGGUGUGUGUGCCAAGUCGAUGUGAUGCACCUAUCACAUGGGGCUCCACGCAGGAACGAAUUUCUCUCUUCGGCCAUACCGGGCGGUCGCAAUACUUAUCGUGCAUGGAAAAGAUAUCAAAGUGGAGGUAGGAGGUAUAGCCGUAUAGGUCAGAUAGGUGGAGGUGGAGGUGAAAGGUG
Molecule: messenger RNA, 2244 nt
Organism: Sphaerulina musiva SO2202
Lineage: Eukaryota; Fungi; Ascomycota; Dothideomycetes; Mycosphaerellales; Mycosphaerellaceae
Product: flavin-binding monooxygenase-like family protein
Exons: 3
Coding region: 1-1974 (657 amino acids)
Source: RefSeq, a predicted model, not a curated record